ACAAUCAUCAACACCUUUAUUGGAACUGUAUGCAGUUCAUGCAUGCGAAGUAUAAUAUAGCUGGUAAUGAUGACGCUGUCGACUCAGGACUACAAAAGACCUCACUUGCCCGCAGUCAUGGCCCGGAACAUACAAGUCUCAUCACACUUUUGAUCUUACCUAUAUAGACAGAUUUGUCGCUCCCUAGGUCUGAACAUGUCUUCCCCUUUCGUAGCAGUCGCUGGCUCUACAGGCGGCCUCGGCCAGCUCAUUGCCCAAGCUCUCCGAAAACGUGGCGUAGCCGUCAAAGGUCUUGUCCGACCAGGCAUUAACGCAUCUCGCACCGAAGCACUUCGUCAAGCCGGCGUCACUAUCGCCCCGGUCGACCUUUCCGACCAAAAGGCUUUGACCAAGGAAUUAAACGGAGCAACCUGCGUCGUAUCCGCCCUCCAAGGUCUACGAGAUGUCAUAAUCACUACGCAAGGAGCCCUCCUCGCCGCCGCUGUGGACGCCAAAGUCCCGCGCUUCAUUCCGUCCGACUACUCGCUCGACUUCACAAAGACAAAGCCCGGCUCGAAUCGAAACCUGGACAUCCACCGUGAGUUCCACUCGCACUUGGACAAGUCUGGCAUCGCAUGGACGACGAUUCUGAAUGGCGCGUUUCUGGAUCUGAUGACCUCCGACAUGUCGCCCGUGAAUCACAAGAAGAGAACUGUCAUGUAUGCAGGCAGUGCUGAUCAACCCAUGGACUACACUACAAUGGUUGAUGUAGCCGCAUACACUGCUGCUGCUGCCACGGACCCGAAUCCGACGCCCAAGAUUUUGCGUAUCGCCGGUGCUGUGGCAAGUGCAAAGCAGAUGGCUGCCAUUGUGGGCGAAGUAGAGGGUGUCGAGUACAGUCCAUCAUCUAUUGGGCCAGUCUGGCUAAUGGAGCGCAUGAUUCCCGUCGUGCGCUUUUUCGGUGGUGAAAAUGAUGUUUUUCCUGCGUGGCAGGGAAUGCAAUAUAUGGCCAAUAUGGCUUCAGGAGCGGGAAAGCUGGAUCCACUUGACAACGAUCGCUACUCGGGAUUGGAAUGGACGAGCAUAGCACAUGUUAUGCGUGAGGCAAAGGCCAAGAGGCCAUGAAGAGAAUCGUUUGACAGUGCCGUGCCGGGCUUAGUAGUGUUUUGGGUGCUAUAUAUCUAGUAUUUAUCUCGAGAUGACCUGACUUAUUCCAGAGUAAACAUGACUUUAAGAUCUAAC
Messenger RNA from Pseudovirgaria hyperparasitica, 1221 nucleotides. RefSeq names its product NAD(P)-binding protein. The record is from RefSeq and is a predicted model, not a curated record. The coding region runs from base 196 to 1104 and encodes 302 amino acids. The transcript has a single exon. Lineage: Eukaryota; Fungi; Ascomycota; Dothideomycetes; Acrospermales; Acrospermaceae.